Messenger RNA from Trichoderma aggressivum f. europaeum, 1689 nucleotides. RefSeq lists its product as uncharacterized. Gene Ontology annotation, molecular function: RNA polymerase II transcription regulatory region sequence-specific DNA binding. The transcript has 6 exons. The coding region runs from base 1 to 1689 and encodes 562 amino acids. Gene Ontology annotation, cellular component: nucleus. NCBI's taxonomy places the organism in Eukaryota, Fungi, Ascomycota, Sordariomycetes, Hypocreales, Hypocreaceae. The record is from RefSeq and is a predicted model, not a curated record.
AUGAGCGAGCGGAAGGCUACCGGUGCUACGAGCACUACCACAUCCACCACCACCACCACCACCACCACGGCGCCGGGUGCGAUGGAUGCCAAGGGAAGCAAGGUGGUGGAGCGAAGCAAGAUGGCGGCCAAAGGCGAUGCGGCCGAGCGCGACAAGGACCAUGAGGCCCGUGGCGCUGGCAAGAACCCCAAGAAGAGACGCAAGGUUAACCAUGUGACCUUGGAAGAGCAAGUUGUCGAGUGUGAGCGUCCAUGUACGAGAUGCAUUAAGCGAAAUAUUGGCCAUCUCUGCCACGAUGAGCCCCGCGAGUCAGAUCCCAAGAAGAAGACGGUUGUUAGCAAAACUGCGUCCACGGCGUCCGUAGAUGAAUCGGACACCAUGUCCCAGUCCGACGUGGGCCAUAGCUCCAUCUCCAGCGCCAUGGGCCCUCCCCCGACCUUCGAUGGCGCGAGACAGAGGGCAAACUCGGCCAUCGGGGCUGGAGGCGUGCUUGGACAGGCCAACCCAUUAUCCCUUGUGCAACCCGACGCCUCGUCUGGCCUGCAGGCCAACGCGUUGAAUAACAAUGGUAACGCGAAUCAAUCUCUUCAGCUCACCUUCGUCUUUCUCCGAUACUACCCCCAGUACCCCCCCCCCCCCCCCCCUCCCCCUUCGGCCACCAACAUGAAGCUCUGGAUGGCUAACGAUGGAGUAGUUGCCGGCUUCUCGGACGCUUGGUUGACCGCGCAAAACUACCAUGAUAUGAACACCUAUAACCCCAACUACCUGAUUGGAGCCGACGUCACUCACGAGUUUAACCUGCUCAACGACUUUUUGCACAAUAGCAUCCUUGACGAGGGUGGCGUCGAAGCUCAGCAGAAUUCGGCCUUUAAUCGGCCAGGGGGUCCGUCAGAGAUGCUCUCUGGCUUUGGCAGCAGCAAUGGAUUGACGGGCGGCUCUGUAUCAGCGGGCCAGAAGCCAGGGUCCAUGCUGCCUCCUUCAAAUUUUGACAGCAAGUCAAUGGCUCGAUCCGACAAGGAGAAGACUCGAGAAUACUACCUCCAGGCAGCCGAUCCUUCUGGGAACGACAACCCAGAAGAACGAAUGUCUCGCGUGCUCAAGGCCAAGUACGAUGCCGGCCUGCUCAAGCCGUUCAACUACAUCAAGGGCUAUGCGCGGCUGGGCAAGUACUUGGACGGGCACAUCGCGUCCACAUCCAAACAGAAGAUUUUGCGGACCAUUAACCAGUUUCGACCAAAGUUCCGAGAAAAGGCACAGGGCUUGACGGACAUGCAGCUGGUGUACGUGGAGAUGUGGUUUGAGAAACAGCUGAUGGACUACGACCGGGUGUUUGCCAGUAUGGCCGUGCCGGCGUGUUGCUGGAGGCGGACGGGGGAGAUUUUUCGAGGAAAUAAAGAAAUGGCCGAGUUGAUCAAUGUUCCUGUGGAUCAACUGCGAGAUGGCAAGAUUGCACUCCACGAGAUCCUUACCGAGGAGUCGAUGGUUAGAUAUUGGGAGGAGUUUGGCACCAUUGCCUUUGACCCGGCGCAUGAUACGUUGUUGACGGCGUGCUCGCUCAAGAAUCCUAGUGAUUCGUCAGAUCAUCCCAUCGUCAAGUGCUGCUUCUCCUUUACGAUCCGCCGCGAUGAGCAUAAGCUACCUGCGUUGAUUGUUGGCAACUUUUUACCGCACGACCCUCCUGUACAGUGA